AUGAAUCAAACACACCCCUCCACCCAUCGCGCAUUUAUUGCGUUUGGGAGUAACGUGGGGGAUCGUAUUGAAAUGAUCGAGGCUGCCUGUCGGGAGAUGGAGCGAGCCAGCAUUAGGAUCAAGAGGACGAGCUCCCUGUUUGAGACAGCUCCGAUGUAUGUUCUCGACCAGGAUCCAUUCAUCAAUGGAGUGUGCGAGGUAGAAACCAGUCUGAGCCCUAUGGAACUGCUGGAUACCCUACAAGCCAUUGAGAUCGGCCUCGGACGGAGAAAACUGAUUGACAAAGGACCGCGCUCGAUCGACCUAGACAUUCUUCUCUACGAUCAGCAAAUAUUCUCUCACGAGCGUCUGUACAUACCACACCAGUUGAUGCUAGAGCGCGACUUCGUCCUCCGACCCCUAUGCCAACUCAUCCCUCAUGAACGUCCCCCCUUCCUCGGCCACGCCAAAAGUUACCUCGCACACCUCAAGACCCUCCCACCCCCCGAGCCAACACCCUUCUCUACAACCCCAAUAUCAAACCACUUUCCCGCCAUCCACUCGACCAACCCCAACCGCCCAACCCACAUAAUGGCCAUCCUCAACCUCACCCCAGACUCCUUCUCCGACGGCGGCAUCCACUCCCCCCAAGACCUCGCCACCCUAACCACCACCGUCCGCAACUUCAUCCAAGCCGGCGCCACAAUCAUCGACAUCGGCGGUGAAAGCACCCGCCCAGGCUCCUCCCCAGUCGGCGAAGCCGAGGAACUCGCCCGCGUGAUCCCCGCCAUCCGACACAUCCGAACCACGAUCCCCGAAGCAGCCCACGUCGCAAUCAGCAUCGACACCUACCGCGCCCGGGUCGCCGAAGAAGCCUGCGCCGCCGGCGCCGACAUCAUCAACGACGUAUCCUCCGGCCUCCUCGACCCCGAAAUGCUCCCUACCAUGGCCCGCACCGGCAAAUCCGUAAUCCUCAUGCACAUGCGCGGCACCCCCUCCACAAUGACCAAACUAACCGACUACCCGAACGGAGUCAUCCAAGACGUCGGCACCGAACUUCUCCAGCGCGUAGCCGCCGCCGAAGCAGCCGGUAUUCGCCGCUGGCGCAUCAUCCUCGACCCGGGUCUCGGGUUCGCCAAGAACGAGCCCCACGAUCUCACCAUCCUCCGAGACCUACAACAGUUCCGGACGGGGAUCGAGGGCUUAGAAUACUUCCCGUGGUUAAUGGGACCCAGUCGGAAGCGAUUCGUGGGACGGUUGACGGGCGUACAGAAAGCAAGUGAACGCACCUGGGGCACUGCUGCCACAGUAGCGGCUAGUAUUGCCGGCGGGGCGGAUAUCGUGCGUGUUCAUGAUGUGAAGGAGAUGUGGCAGGUUGCGAGGGUGUCGGAUGCGAUUUAUCGGGGAAUCUCAUAG
Messenger RNA from Aspergillus ibericus CBS 121593, 1395 nucleotides. RefSeq names its product folic acid synthesis protein. The transcript is spliced from 3 exons. Gene Ontology annotation, cellular component: mitochondrial envelope. Gene Ontology annotation, biological process: tetrahydrofolate biosynthetic process. The record is from RefSeq and is a predicted model, not a curated record. Lineage: Eukaryota; Fungi; Ascomycota; Eurotiomycetes; Eurotiales; Aspergillaceae. The coding region runs from base 1 to 1395 and encodes 464 amino acids. Gene Ontology annotation, molecular function: 2-amino-4-hydroxy-6-hydroxymethyldihydropteridine diphosphokinase activity; dihydropteroate synthase activity.